This is a messenger RNA of Apis mellifera (honey bee), 1082 nucleotides long. RefSeq lists its product as uncharacterized. NCBI's taxonomy places the organism in Eukaryota, Metazoa, Arthropoda, Insecta, Hymenoptera, Apidae. The transcript is spliced from 3 exons. The record is from RefSeq and is a predicted model, not a curated record. The coding region runs from base 258 to 611 and encodes 117 amino acids.
UAGGCUGUCAGUCCACGCAAACACGUCGGUAAUGUUGGUCUAUUUCCUAACCUCGCGUGACGAAUUCUUUGUUUCGUUACAUUUUGUGUACGUAUAACAACAGUGAUGGAAAAUUCGUGGAACAAAUCUUCGAUUACGAAUCGUAAACGAAUCGUAACAUUCGAGGACGAAUACGUACGACGUAAAUUUACGCGUGUCGAUUAGAAAGAAAGACGUAAACACAUCGAGCCACACAAUUCGCCACAAUUCUUCGAGCUAUGGAAGAACGAACAACGUACGGAUCGUCGAGAAAUCGAGGCAUCCUUUGCAAGUUCGAGGUUCGCGUCGUCCCAGGGAAUCCGCUAUGCCGCCCACGUCGUCGCCGAUUACCGGGAGGUAUACGUGAAAGUUUUCCACAUCCCUCUUCAAUUUUUACGAUAUCCACCCCACGUAUGAAGAAAAAGGGACAUCGAGGGGAAGCAAACGAGGCGGGCGGCACGGAUCGCAAAUCCUGCAAUACGGUAGUCGGUAGGCGGUAUGGCCUACCAACAGGCGCAUACAGGUAUACGCAAGCUCUUUGUCGGACGGAGGUGGAGUACGGGUUAUAUUGGCGCCACCUCCUGCACGGUUAAGCGAGCGACCAGGGCAGACUUACGCCUUACGCCUCUCUCACUCUCCAACCCCACCCUCUGCCUCGCCGCGCUAUCUCGCUCGAUCUCCCUUUCUCUCUCCCUCUCUCCCUCCUUUCUCCACAGUUCCACAGUCCGUCGCUGCUCGUUCUCCCUCGCUGCUUUUCCCCUUCCCACCGCUCCGCUCUCUCUUCCACUCUUUCCUCUCACUCUCUCUCUCUACCUCCCUCUUUCUCUGCCCUCCCGCCCCUUCCUCGUACACGGCUCGUUCGCUCGCUCGCUCGCUCGCGCUCUGCCCUCCUCCCGUCCCUCUCUCCUCGCUGAUGCUGCAACUCCGGCUCGGCUAACCCAACCUAACCCGCGGGCCAACUUCAUUCCACGCCGACUGACCACCACCGACGGCCGUCGUCGUCCUCGACGCCGUCGUCGUCGUCGUCAUAGAACGCGGGUCACGCGACACGCCGUGUCGACGUC